Molecule: messenger RNA, 534 nt
Organism: Drosophila takahashii
Lineage: Eukaryota; Metazoa; Arthropoda; Insecta; Diptera; Drosophilidae
Source: RefSeq, a predicted model, not a curated record
AUGUUCAAAGUUCUGAUCUUUGGACUAGUCGUCCUGUCAUCUUUGCAGGUGGAGACCAAGUUUAAAAGUCUCCACUGUACUAAUUACAACAAGACAUUGGGCAAAAUUUUGCUGUGCAGAAUCAAGGCCAUCAACCGAUAUAGGAACUCGAUAAGUAUUCAAUUUAGGCAGUUGACGACUGUCAAUAACGUCCAUAUGCGUUUGGAACUUUUUAAACGCGCCAAUGGUUGGCGUCCUUUCCUCUACAAUAUUUCCUUUAACCUGUGCGAUUUCCUCUCUAAAAGAAACAAUAUGAUCAUUGCCCUUGGCUACGAAUACAUCAAGCCGUACAUCCCAAUAACGAACUACACUUGUCCGUUUAAGAAAAAUCAUUUAAUAAAAUGUACGGACCUGGAGUUUGAUAUCGAAAAGUUCAGAAUUCGAUUCCCAAUAGAAACAGGAGAAUACGCUCUUCAGUUAAGUUUUAUCGUCCAGAGGAAAGUGACUCUGACCCUAAACGGAUCUUUAGAAUACUACAAUUACAGGGAGCACUAA